Messenger RNA from Prorocentrum cordatum, 2181 nucleotides. The record is from the annotation of a GenBank genome assembly. Lineage: Eukaryota; Dinophyceae; Prorocentrales; Prorocentraceae.
AUGGGCGGUGGGGCAAGUGCGGCAAAGGGCGGCGAGAGGGAGGUCGUGGCCGAGAGCGUCAGAGGCAGCGCUCCGGCCGCCGCCCCCGGGCCGGAGGGCGCGGAUGGCAAGCCACUCGUCCUGGAGUCGUCCCUCAUCUUCGACGACGCCACCAUGAAGAGGUACGUCCCGGCGCCGGUCUUCCAGCGGUUCCUCAAGGACAUCGUGUCCGGUGAUCCCACCAGCGAGGAGGACCAGAAGGCCAUCGCGGAUGGCAUGUUCAGGUGGGCGCGGGAGAAAGGCUGCACCGACUUUGCCCACUGGUUCUUCCCGGUCCGCGGCGGCAGCGGUGCCGUGGGCGGUGCCGUCGGCGCCCUCAAGAUGGACACCCUGGUCGACCUCGACUUCAAGUCGGGGAGCGCGAUCAAGCCCUUCUUCGCGACGCUCCCGCACGAGCGCCUGUUCCAGGGCGAGACGGACGGCUCCUCGUUCCCCAACGGCGGCCUGCGAGUGACCCACUCCGCCGCCGCCUUCACGGUGUGGGACCGGACGUCGCCCCCGAUCAUCUCGGGCACUACGCUCCGCAUCCCGUGUUCCUUCCUGACGCAUUUCGGGAAGAGCAUCGACGACAAGACGCCGCUCCUACGCUCGCAGGAUGCCGUUAGCGCCCAGGGGAUGCGCCUGCUCAGGGCCCUGGGGCUUGCGUCCGAUGCCAAGUGUCUGCGCUCUUACCUUGGUUGGGAGCAGGAGUUCUUCGUGGUCUCUGCCGACCUGUACAAGAAGCGUCCGGACCUCGUCAACACUGGCCGCACGCUGUUCGGUAAGCUGCCCACCCGCGGCCAGCAGAUGGAUCUCAACUACUUCGCCCCCGUCCCCGAGGUCGUCGACAAGAUGAUGGCGGAGAUUCAGCAGGAGAUGCUGAGAACGGGCACCCCGAUGGCGGUCCGUCAUAACGAGGUGGCGCCAGGGCAACACGAGAUGUCACCGAUCUUCGGAUUGGCCAACUGGUCUGCUGACAACAACGUGUACUUCAUGGAGGCUUGUAACAGGAUUGCGUCCAAGUACGGUCUGAUGGUGCUAUUUCACGAGAAGCCGUUCGCUGGCAUAAACGGCAGCGGCAAGCACGCGAAUUGGUCUGUCGGCACCGACACGGGCAUUAAUUUCUUCUACCCAGGCAAGACAGACGAAGCGCGAACCAUCUACACUGCGGCCCUGGCCUGCCUCUCCCACGGGAUCAUGCAGUACAACGAGAUGUUGCGAUGUGCCGUGGCACACGCAGGCAACGACCAUCGCCUCGGAGCCCAGGAGGCGCCCCCGGCCAUCAUCUCGCUCUACCCUGGCACUGGCUUCGAGGCGCACGUGGACGCGGUUAUCAAUGGAGGCCCCCUGAAUGAGUUCAAGGCCGAGAAGAAGCAGCAACCCACCGGCUGCAAGGCGUCUAUGGCGGUCGAGUCCAACGUCGAGGACCGCAACCGCACGGCGCCCUUUCCCUUCUGCGGCAACCGCUACGAGUUCCGCGCAGUCGGUUCCUCGCAGAACUGCUCUUUUCCGGUGAUGGUCUGCAACACGAUAAUGGCCGCGGGCAUGAGUGCGCUCUCCGAGAAGAUCGAGGGCGGCAUGAAGGCGCGUGAUGCCGUGGCCGAGAUGUACAAGGAGAAUCGCGACGUCAUCUUCACGGGCAACGGCUACUCCGCCGAGUGGCCAGCCGAGGCGGCCACGCGCGGUCUCCCCAACCUCAACACGACACCGAAGGCCAUCAAGCAUUGGGCCUCGAACAAAAACAUCGAGCUCUUCGAGAAGAUGGGCGUCUUCUCCAAGGAGGAGACCGAAUCCAGGGUUGAGGUCAUGUACGAGGCCUACAAUACGACACUCAGCGUCGAGGUCAGCACCAUGGUCGAUAUGGUCAAAACUGGAUUCAUUCCGGCUUUUGCACAGGACUUAGCCUUGUACAAGGACGCCCCCGACCUAUUGGGCGAUCGCAAGAAGUUGUACGGUUCGGUGAAGGCCGAAACGGAGGAGUUGGAGAAGAUGAUGGGUGAGGUUCCUCACGAUCAGGCUGCAGAGGCCGAGUACCUGUGCGACAAGGUUAAGGCUCAGAUGGCCAAGGUGCGUUCGUUGGUCGACGAUGCCGAGGGCAUGCUGGAUAAGAGGCUCUAUCCGUAUCCGACCUACGAGUCCAUGCUGUACCACCACCACCACUGA